Messenger RNA from Amoebophrya sp. A25, 406 nucleotides. NCBI's taxonomy places the organism in Eukaryota, Dinophyceae, Syndiniales, Amoebophryaceae. The record is from the annotation of a GenBank genome assembly.
AGAUCAGCUGUGCGUCAAGCAUGGCCCGCUGUACCGAGUACGGGAUCUCGAAGGCAACUUCAUUCUGGAUGUGCCGGCGCUAGCGAGCGGGCCCAGCGUCGGGGAGGCGGUCCGCAUGCACGUGGCUCGGCUCGAGCAGUACCUGUCUUGGGAGCAGCAGAUGAAAGAAGCGCAGCGAAUGGCCAAAAAACAGAGACGCAAGGCCGCAAAAGCUGGCUUCAUGAAUGGCCAGCAGCUCUCCCUUGAGGACGGCCAAGCUGGAAACGAAGACCCUGACGACAUGCUGACGCCAUCAACUGUUUCAGGAUCUGACCCAGAACAGUUUCCCGACCGCACAAGCGAUGAAGAAAACGAGAGGGAAGAUGUCGAUCCCGAAUCGCUGGCUAGACAAAGGGCUGAGAAGCUG